CGGCAGCAGCGGCCGGGAGCAGCAGGAAUUGUCAUCCAUCACUCUGAAAAACAACAUCCUGUGAGUUUGUUUCAAGCUUUCUGCCUCAUCACCUGCUUCAGAUAAGCUGUGCUCCAAGCUUUCCUGGGGAGGGUUUGUCCUUGGAGAGACAUGGCCUUCCGCGGCUGGAGGUGGCUCCUCCUCUUGGGCAGGCGGAACACCUUUGCCAAGGCUUGGAGGAGCAGGAGGGAAGGCCCCUCUCUGCGCUGGAAGCGUUGCUGCCAUUGGAGUGCCGGCAAGUCUCUCGACCCUGAGGUGAGAGCAUUUUUGGAGGAGAACACGGAGGUCACCAGCAGCGGGCACCUCACACCAGAGAUACGACUGCGCCUCCUCACCCCUCGCUGCAGGUUCUGGAGGGAAAAACCUGACCUGUGGCCUUAUGGGGACCCAUUCUGGGCAAUUUACUGGCCAGGAGGCCAAGCCCUCUCCAGGUAUAUUUUAGAUAAUCCACGUGUUGUUAAAGGACGAUCGGUUUUGGAUCUUGGAAGUGGAUGUGGAGCAACAGCAAUAGCUGCUGUGAUGAGUGGUGCAUCGCAAGUCCUUGCUAAUGACAUUGACCCUAUUGCAGGAAUGGCAAUGAUCUUGAACUGUGAACUGAACCACCUGAACCCCUUCCCCAUAACCAUUAAGAACAUCAUUAAUUCAGAGGCCGGCAACUGGGACCUGAUUGUUCUAGGAGAUAUGUUUUAUGAUGAACAACUUGCUGAUGGUCUGCAUCAUUGGCUGAGGAAAUGCAUGAGGAUACAGCAAACUGAAGUGCUGAUUGGUGACCCUGGCAGGCAUCAGUUUUUAAGCCACAGCAUUCACAGUCAAUUGCACAAAGUUAUAGAAUAUUCACUUCCUGAGUAUACUAGACAAGAAAACAAUGGAUUAACAUCAAGUAUCGUCUGGAGUUAUCAGCCCUCAAAUAGCUUAGAAAACUGUUGAAGCUGGCUUUCUAAUGAAUUUUGUCUCACUUGGUUGGCUUUUUUUCUAAGUAUGUAAAAUGAAAAUGGGAAAUAAACACAGAACAUAUCUGUUGAUGCAAAGCAGAUUACUGUACCUUCACUAUACUGAUUUUAGUCAUACUCACUGAGGCUUUCGCUCCAUUUGAGGUAAAAACUACAUGCCAACUGUAUUCAAAGGGGCCUGCACUGAAGUGCAAAUCCAAUGACGAGUUACAUGUAAGAGUUUGCAUGCUUGAUGUUUUUUAUGUAUAUUCAUGUCUUGCUCUCCAACACUCUUGUGGAAUGUUUUGGACGUCCAGCAUACUGCUCUGGGGAGAGGCAGGGGCUGAAAGACUACUGCACUGCUUUCACAUGCUUUUGCAGCUUAUUUACAGAGAAAAUUAUUGCUGUCCAUAAAACUCUCUGCUAGAUUAUUAGCUCAUACUAUGCUCAACUUAAAGUGCCUUGCUCUUCCUCUGGAUAUCUCUUCUGAAUGUCAAAGUAACUAAUUUGAAUCUCCCCCUUCCCCUCUAUAAUAAAAAUUUACUCUUC
Messenger RNA from Gavia stellata (red-throated loon), 1517 nucleotides. RefSeq names its product electron transfer flavoprotein subunit beta lysine methyltransferase (gene ETFBKMT). The record is from RefSeq and is a predicted model, not a curated record. The coding region runs from base 151 to 966 and encodes 271 amino acids. The transcript is spliced from 4 exons. Gene Ontology annotation, cellular component: mitochondrial matrix. Lineage: Eukaryota; Metazoa; Chordata; Aves; Gaviiformes; Gaviidae. Gene Ontology annotation, biological process: peptidyl-lysine trimethylation. Gene Ontology annotation, molecular function: protein-lysine N-methyltransferase activity.